This is a messenger RNA of Neocloeon triangulifer, 1522 nucleotides long. Its product is annotated as mucin-1-like. NCBI's taxonomy places the organism in Eukaryota, Metazoa, Arthropoda, Insecta, Ephemeroptera, Baetidae. The record is from RefSeq and is a predicted model, not a curated record. Bases 59 to 1216 code for a protein of 385 amino acids. The transcript is spliced from 6 exons.
UAUGACGCAGGUGUUCAGAAGUAUGAAAUGAAACGCGACUUCGUUUGCAAAUUUCAAUAUGUUAAAUCAGAGGAGCAUUGCGUUGGCACAGUUAGCACUGAUUUUUGGGGUAUUUGUGAUGUACAUGCAAUGUGCACCAACUAAAAAGAGCAGCAAGAAUGUCGCAAAAUAUGCCAUCAAAAUUUCACAGAAAGGCAUAGGGCAAGUGAAAAAAUUGGCGCAUCUGCGAAGAAAUCAAAUCAUUAAAUGUUGUGGAAAGCAUCCUUGCAUUCCGACUGGGACCAAAUCCAAUUCUUCAAUUGGCAGGACCACAGUACAAAACUUGAACAAUCCAACAAGAGCGGGCGGCGGAGCUAUUCAGACAGAUACGACGCCCGAAAGUCUGACUAGCGACGCGUCCGGCGGAGGAGACACAAAUGCGCCAGGAUCAGGGGGUUCGCCUACAGAUGCCCCUACGGACGCCCCUGUAGCUGCAGGUGGCGGCGGUGCCGCUGCGGCGCCCACGGACUCGCCAGCAUCAGGCGCCCCUGACACAAGUUGCAGCGCGGAACCUCCGACCAUGCCGCCUGGAAUGAAAAUUCCUCCUGGCGUUCCCCUGCCUACCCCUUUUCCUAUGCCUCCGGAAAUGUUGGCGGGGUUGACAGUCCCACCUGGAAUGACCUGGCCACCUGGAAUGGGGCCCACUUGUCCACCGGCUGGAUCUGGUGGUGCUGGUGGAAAUGUACAGCCAGCCCAGCCAGUUACAGAUACGCAGGCGCCUGCAGGAGGUGGUGGCGCACAACCCCCGCUAGCUGGAGAUACGCCGGCGCCCUCGGGAGGUGGUGGAAGCACCAGUGACCCCUCGCAGAGUUGCUUUGCAGAACCCCCGACAAUUCCUCCGGGUGUCCCCAUUCCAGCCGGAGUGACUGCCCCUGGCGGAAUCCCGAUUCCACCAGGCAUGACUUUCCCUCCAGGAGGGACGUGGCCUCCAGGAAUGGGACCCACGUGCCCCCCAGCAGGAGGGGUUACGGCAGCUCCUUCGAACGGAGGGGCAACGACCCCGAUGCCUGCAGCGGCCCCAACAAAUGCGCCGUGCGUGCCAGCAACGGUGGGCCCAGGAAUGACCUUUCCCCCGGGGUUUACAUAUGCUCCAGGAAUACCUAUACCAGACGGAAUGACCAUGCCACCUGACAUGACCUUCCCACCAGGCAUGGGCCCAACGUGCCCUCCACAAUAAGGUAUAAGGUUAGAGUCACUGGUAUGAAAAAAAUUGAAUAUAUUUGUAAAAAAAAAAAAAAUACCGACCAGAUUGUAAUCAGUAAUCAUACAAUACAACAUACAACCUUUAAAUAUUUGUUAUGCAUAAUCGAUCGAUUUGAUAAAAUGUGAACAGUUGAUUGAUUUUGUUAUAAUUACACUGAUUUUUUUUUUUUAAUUUUAUAAUGGGUUAAAUUUUGGGUAAUUUACAUUUUAAUAAUACAAAAUUCUUUUGUAAAACCUGCUAAAUUUUAUCAAAUAUUGUGUGUAAAUACUUUUCUGCAAA